AUGGUGAAGAGCCCAAGGGACCUACAGUUUGUAUCGGAUGCAUUGGCAUCUGCCCGUGCUGGGUCCGGGCCGGUGGGCGCAGGAGCCUUCACUGUGCCGGAGGAUUGCCUCAAGCUGAGACCAGUUCUGAUGACCGUGCUGAAGCGCAAGUUGAUCAGGCUGCUGAAAUCCCGAGAUGUCGCGGGCUAUCGUGCAUUGCUGAACCAACAAACCACGAUACUGAGUGGAAUGGGCUCUGACUUCGAGCCGAUCCUUGAAAUCGAGAGCUCGGACAACGAUCAUGGACCGGCUCUGAGCAAUACCAGAGGGUUCUUGCGCCGAAAUGGGUUUGCAACCAUCAUGGCGAAGGACGCGUGUGGAUGGUUCCCCAUUCAUUAUGCUGCCCUGGUUGGGGACCCAUCGCUGGUUCAGGACUUGCUGGCACUUGAGGCAGAUCCGAACCAAGACACUAAGAAGGCCCAUCCAAACCUUGGUUUUGAAGCUGGAACUCCGCCUCUUUCCAUAUCCUGCUACUUCAAAAAGAAUGAAGUGGUCAAAUUGCUGCUCUCCGUGAGAGCUAGCUUCGACAGCCGCGGCCCCAUUCAUUACCCUCUGAACUCUGCAGCUGCUGUGAACAACGCAGAAGCGGUGCAGAUUCUUUGCGAGGCCGGGUGCAGCCCGCUGCAGAAAAAUGCACUGGGUCACACUUGCAUCGAAACCGCUGCCAGUUGGGGACUCGGGCUCGAAGCCAUGGAGGAGCUGCUCAGACAGGUGAGGAUUCUGGGUGCUACAGAUAAGGUUGAUCCAACGCCAGCUCUUCAUCUUGCAGCCAUCAGUUGGGGAGGUGCUGAAGUGGUACAGCGCUUGGUUGCAAUGAGGGCAGACGUGAAUGCUCAGACGGCAGAUGAGCCAGCCAAACGCACACUGCUCAUGCGAACAAUGUAUACAGUAGUGCUUUGGCAGCACAGGUUCUACAAGGUUACAGCAGCAAGCAAAUUCCUCUAUCAUGCGAGAGGCGGAACGCCUUUGAUGAUGGCGUUGGUGACUGGGAACUACGAAUUUGCUGCAGCUCUGAUAGCUGCAGGAGCACAGCUGACUCCGCGAAAUGCUCGUGGGUGUUGUGCAGCAGACUUGGUGUCAAAACAGUCGGCACCAGACUUCCUCCUUGAGGCUUUCCAAGGAAGGGUUGAAGGAAGCCAUAGAGUAUCUGAAUUGGCAUGUGGGUGGAUCACCCUGGCAUUUUGA
Symbiodinium sp. CCMP2592 is the source of this 1224-nucleotide messenger RNA. The record is from the annotation of a GenBank genome assembly. NCBI's taxonomy places the organism in Eukaryota, Dinophyceae, Suessiales, Symbiodiniaceae.